Chaetomium globosum CBS 148.51 is the source of this 453-nucleotide messenger RNA. RefSeq lists its product as uncharacterized. Bases 1 to 453 code for a protein of 150 amino acids. The transcript has 2 exons. Lineage: Eukaryota; Fungi; Ascomycota; Sordariomycetes; Sordariales; Chaetomiaceae. The record is from RefSeq and is a predicted model, not a curated record.
AUGCUACCCAGGCUGCGCCAGGGCUUUCGAGAAGCAGCACUUGUCGUAGCACCCUCGGCUCCGCUGGCCAGGUACAACGGCUUCAGCUGGACACAAGGCCAUGAGGAUUACGACUCCGUGGUAGGGAGGCAGCUCGAGAUGAAACAGGGACGGACACAUGGCCAGUCGCCCGUAACACGAGAGUUGUUUAUGGGCUUUUUUACGGGCUUAGGGUAUUCUAUUCUCCUUCCUCAGAGUCAUCGACCACAAGGCACGUCGUCGGCUAAGGGGUCGGACGGGCACGCGGAACCAGCACAACCAGAACUGCGAACCGUAGUACCAAAGAAACAAGCAAUCGGAUCAUGGCGAGAUCCGAAGCCUGGCAAGACGGGCUGGUGGGCAGAUUACGCAAGACGUGGAACUGCAAAGGCCGAAAAAGACGAACACGGUGGCAGCCGCACAGACGGGUCAUGA